AUGCACGCCAACCAACAAGACGUCUCAGGAUCAACUCAGGACAGCUUCAUGUAUGGAGAAGACAUGCACUUCCGGCGUUCAGUCGAAGGCGGCGACCUGUGUGCAAUUUACGUCCAUGCUGGAGCGGGCUAUCAUAGCACAAAUAACGAGAAAAAUCACCUUAAGGCUUGUAAUGAUGCAGCCAAGGUAGCCAUGACCAUUCUAAAGAAUGGAGGCGACGCUAUUGAGGCCGUUGAAAUGGCUAUACGACUCCUAGAAGAUCGAGACAUCACCAAUGCCGGUUAUGGUAGCAAUUUGACCAUGGACGGCACGGUCGAAUGCGACGCUUGUAUCGUCGACCAUUACGGCAGAAGUGGUGCAGUCGGAGCCAUCACUCAAGUCAGAAACCCGAUUGUCGUUGCUCGCUUAGUACUCGAUGCCAGCAUAUUACCUUUGUCACUUUCCAGAGUUCCUCCAAACUUCCUGGUUGGUGAUGGAGCCGUCGAUUUCGCCGAAUCGCACGGUGUCAACAUAUUGCCUAAAGACUUCCUAAUUUCCGAAGCAGCUCGACAUCGAUGGCAGACAUGGAGAAGAGAUUUGACGAAAGCUGAAGCCGAAGAACGUAAGCAAACUGAAAAGGCGAGUGUUUCCAACCAAAGAUCCUUCCACUCCGCUCCAGCUACACCAGCUCUAGCGACAACAAAAACAAUGAGUCAGCCGGUCACGCCAACGAAUGGUGAUCAGCCUGAGUCAAGACGCCAUGUUGUAUCAAAACACGCCGUGGCCGAUGGUCCUUCAAUGAGGUUCUCGAAAGAGCUCAACGCGUAUUUUGAGGAUGAUGGUGCAGGUACAGACGACCAUCUGGCUGCCAUGGCCCAAGCACGUAAGCGACCAAGAACGGAUGGCUCGACAUAUGAUGAAGAGGCUGACGCCAUCUUCGAUCCGGAUAUGAACGCCCUUAGCCCACAUCAAAGAGUGUACCGACCUCCUUCCGAAGACCAGGCACAUGGACCUCGUCAAUCCCAGACCGAACCUGAUGACCACAUAACUGAUACAGUAGGUGCUAUAGCGAUUGACUGCUUCGGCCGUAUCGCUGCUGGCUCCUCUUCCGGAGGAAUUGGUAUGAAGCACAAAGGACGCUGUGGACCUGCUGCGUUAGUCGGUACUAGUACUGCCGUCAUACCAGCCGAUCCAGACGAUCCUGAUGAGCAAAGCGUGGCAACCGUAACAAGCGGAACUGGCGAACAUAUGGCCACAACAGCUGCCGCUCAGACAGCCGCAGAUCGGAUACUCUCUUGUACAAGGAGAUCACAAGGCCAGCUCGAAACAUGCACAGAAGACGAGGCCUUGUACUCGAUGAUCAAGAACGACUUUAUGAAGCAUCCUGGUGUUCAGAACAGUCCUUGCCAAGGCGCGAUUGGUAUACUCGCAGUCAAGAAGACCAAGCACGGCAUCUACUUCUACUUCGGUCACAACACAGACUCUUUCGCCUUGGCAUCGAUGCAUUCCGACGAGCGGAAGCCGGUGUGCGUGAUGUCGCGCAGCCGUCAAAGCGGCCUCAUCGCUCAAGGCGCGCGUAAAUGCAGAGCUCGGAGAGCCAGCAAGGAUUGA
Molecule: messenger RNA, 1590 nt
Organism: Lithohypha guttulata
Lineage: Eukaryota; Fungi; Ascomycota; Eurotiomycetes; Chaetothyriales; Trichomeriaceae
Exons: 2
Coding region: 1-1590 (529 amino acids)
Biological process (GO): protein maturation
Cellular component (GO): cytoplasm
Molecular function (GO): beta-aspartyl-peptidase activity; threonine-type endopeptidase activity; asparaginase activity
Source: RefSeq, a predicted model, not a curated record